This is a messenger RNA of Closterium sp. NIES-65, 1182 nucleotides long. The record is from the annotation of a GenBank genome assembly. Lineage: Eukaryota; Viridiplantae; Streptophyta; Zygnematophyceae; Desmidiales; Closteriaceae.
AUGACCUCCAGCUCUUUCUCUAGUGCGAUAGGGCAGACGGACUCUCUCUGUUCGAUCUCACCUCUGGUGUCUCUCGUGCCCCGCCUGCCACUGCUGGCAGCACUGUUUGCUCACAUCACCCAACUCCCUGACUCUCUUCGCGUAGUCAGGGACCACUUCCUCUCAUUUUGCCCCACCACUCUCACCGUUGACCUCCUCGAGAAGGGCCUCCUAGCAGCAGAGAAGAGCAUAGUCGCUGUAGGAGCCUCUCGUGGUGACCCUCGCACCCCCGUCUUUAAGGGGUGUUCCCCCUCCCCCCUCUGGCCCUCUGUUGCUUCUGCUGCUGCGGGCGACCUCGUUGGUUUCGAGUCGGUCGGCGCGGCGUCUGCCCCUAGCGGGAGACGCCGCACCGGCAAGGGCAAGGGGGGCAAGGGCGCUAGAGGGGCUGGCGGGGGCGGUGGAGGUGGUGGUGGAGGCAGUGGAGGGGGUGGGGGUGGUGGUGGGAGUGGUGGCGGGGGUGGCGGCGGCAGCGGCAGCAGUGGAGGCGGAGGAGGCGGCGGUGGUGGCGGAGGGAGCGGAGGCGGCGAAGGUGGUGGAGGAGGCGGAGGUGGAGGAGGCGGCGGAGGUGGCGGCGGCAGCAGUGGACCUGGUCGCAGCUAUGCGCAGAGGAGUGGCUCCAGUGGUGGUACGCGCCAGCAGCAUCAGAGCAGUCGUGAGACCUUGUCCCCUCAGCAGCUUCGUGAGUGGUACGCUGCGCGUCAGCGCGGUGGGGGUACGGGUCCCUGCACCUACGUUCUCCGCACCAGCGACCGCGCUGGUGAGCAGUGCGGGGGCCCGCACUCCACCCAGCGCUGCUUUGGCCGCCUGACGGACGCGUGGCGUCACCAGUUCCCUUGGGCCUUUGAGAUCCCUCGCUGGGGAGAGCUGUCUAGGGCGGGGGUUGCUAUCUUUGAUCUUGAUUUUGAUGCUAUUCUUGCUGCCAUGUAUGCUGUUGAUGAUAGUGUUGCAGGUGACUGUUACCUGUGUGUACCGCCUGACCCGGGCAUUGAGGCUGCUGCUCUAGGUGCUCGUGCGUCUGCUGCUCCAGAUGCCAGUGCGUCUGCUGCCCCACGUGCUGGUGAGUCUGCGCUCUCAGGUACUACGUCGGCUCAGGCCUUACACACCUUCACCCUUGACUCGGGUGCGUCUCGCUCCUUCUUUUGA